CCGCCUUUGGUCGCCGUGCGCCGCUGGUCGCCGCGGGCGGUUCGUCGCUGUCUCCGCCGCGCCGGUCGUGUUCGUCGGGCCGUUCGUCGCCGUCGACACUGGUGUUUGUCCUUGAGUUUAUCAGCGGCGCCGGCGGUGGGGGACCGGAGAGCGAUCGGGAGCGUGUCGCGCUGGGUCGGGGGCGUGGGGCGCUGGCCCGGAGACCGCGAGCUCCUCGGUGUGGUGGUGUGGUACUCGCGGAGUGUCGGCGGUGGGCUGUGAGGACCUCGGCUGCCAGACGUCCGAGCCAUGGCCGCUAACGGCGGUCCGCAGUUUCCUGGGGGCGGCGACCCUGACAGCGAGAUCCAGGAGCUGCAGGGGUACCGCAGUGACCGGACCCGGCUGGCGCUGACCAGCCUGCUGACUCUGCUCACCGGCGGCCUCCUGCUGAUCCCCCUCUCCUGGAAACCGGCCAUCCAGCUGCGCCUCACCAAACGGCCCUGCACGCUCGCCGAGGCCGACUCCGUGCUGAUCACGGAUGGCUAUGGACAAACAUUCCAUGAAAACAUCACAAAGGAGCGGGAAGACGCAGCUGGCAUUACUACCCCCAGACAUUUCAUCAACAAGCGAGUGAAGUACGUCUGGGACAGCGGUGCGCAGUACUUCGUCAGACUGAGUUUUCUGCAGCCCGAUACGCUAUGUUCGGAGUUAUGCACCGACCUCGACACGGGUCUCAGCCGCGAGGAAUACCUGCGUCGAUCUCGUCUGUUCGGCGAAAACUAUAUAAAAAUAAAGGCCCCGUCAAUACCCCGUCUUAUCUACGAACAGGGCGUGAACCCGUUCUACAUUAUGCAGCUGUACUCGCUGCUGCUGUGGCUGUUCAGCGGCUACUGGGAGUUUGCCAUCGCCCUAAUGGUGACCGCUUCACUGUCCAUCAGUCUCACCGUCUGGGAGUCCCGACGGCAAACUCUGGCCCUGCGCAAGCACAUCAAGUCCCACAUGAAGGUGGUGACAAUGCGAAACGGAGAAGCGCUGGAGAUGUCGUCCCGCGACCUGGUGCCCGGCGAGGUGCUCCAACUGCCCGCCGACUGUCCGUUCUCGCUCGACUGCGACGUGGUCCUGCUGCGCGGCACCUGUGUCGUGGACGAGUCCACCCUGACCGGCGAGAGUCACCCGCUCUAUAAGGUACCGUUGCCGCCGGACGACAAGCCGUUCGAUCUGGAUCAGAGCAGCCAGCACACGGUACUCAGCGGCACCACGGUCCUGCAGACAAAGGCCUCCGAGCACCCGCUGGCCGUGGUCAUUCGCACCGGUUUCGAUACACAGAAAGGAGCCCUGGUUCGCUCUGUAUUGUUUCCCAAGCCAGUGGACUUUCAGUUUUACGCCGACUUUACGAAGUACGUUCUCGGCUGUCUGGUGCUGGGAAUAGUGGCGGCCUGUUACUCGGCCUACGCCUGGACCGUCAACAAUGCGCCGGUGGCCACGGUGGUGCUAUUCAGCCUGGACAUGAUCACGUUCGUGGUGCCGGCCAUGCUGCCCAUCAACCUGUCGGCGCUGUACGCCUUCUCGCGGCGCCGCCUGAGACGCUCCGGCAUCUACUGCCUCUGCUCCAAGUACAUCCUCCUCUGCGGCGGCCUGGACGUCUUCUGCUUCGACAAGACGGGCACGCUGACAGAAUCCGAGCUGGGUUUCGGCGCGCUGGUGCCCUCCGAGUCGUCGCAGCCGGCGGACGGGGCCGCGCAGGGGCCGGCGCGCUUCACGGAGGCACUCACAGAGCUGGCAGAGGUCGGCUGCGACGACCUGCGGCUGGUGGUGCUGGCCGCCUGCCACGGACUGACCGUCAUCGACGGACGGCCGCACGGCGACCCGCUCGACCUGCCACUCUUCCAAGCGGUGAGUUGGGAACUUCACGAGCAGGAGGCCACCUCAGACUCCGACUUCCCGGACGCGCCCGUCACCAGAUUCGUACGGCCGGUGGAGGCCGGCGUCCGUGGCGCCACCUAUGAUCACGAUGUCGCCAUCUAUAAGCAGUUUCCGUUCACGGCCGCCAGUCGGCGCUGCACGGUGGUGGCGCGCCGCCGGUUCGGCGCCGGUCUGGAUGUCUAUGUGAAGGGCGCGCCCGAGGUGCUGGCGCGCCUAUGUGACCCGGCCACGGUGCCGGAGCGGUUCCAAGACGUGCUCGACUGGUACACGAGCCAGGGUCUGCGCGCAGUGGCGCUGGCCUGCCGACCGCUGUCGCCGAAGCUGGAGCUCAGUCAGGUGGAGCAGCUGGAGCAGGAGCAGCUGGAGGAGGGCGCUCAGUUUCUCGGCCUGGCCGUGCUGCAGAACGCCGUGCGCGCCUCGACGUACGCGCCGCUGGAGCAGCUGCACGCCGUCGGAAUCACGCCCGUGAUGAUCACAGGGGACAACCUGCUGACGGCGGUGAACGUGGCGCGCGCGUCGGGCCUAGUGCAGCGGGCGCAGACGAUCCUGCGCGUCUCCGUCGAGCUGGUGCCCUCCUCGGUGAAGGCGGCUCAGCACUUGCGCAUCACCUACAGCAGUCCGGAGACGGAGCGCACCCAAACCUACCUGAAGGGGAAGCAGCGGCUGGUGCACAGUGACAACUACGUGUUCGCCGUGGACGGCGCCUCGUUCGGCCUGCUCUGGAGCCUGGACCGGCGCACGCUGCGUACCAUCGUGCACCGGUGCCGGGUGUUUGGCCGCGUCACGCCGCAGCAGAAGGUCCAGGUGGUCGAGAUGCUGCAGGAGCUCGGCCGCCAGGUGGGUAUGUGCGGGGACGGGUGUAACGACUGCGGCGCGCUGCGUACCGCCCACGCGGGCCUGUCGCUGUCGCCGGCCGAGCCGUCGGCGGCCGCUCCGUUCACCUCCCACUCGGGCUCAGUGGGCAGCGCGCCCGAGCUGGUGCGCGAGGGACGCGCCGCACUGGUCGCCUCGUUCGCGCUCUUCAAGAACGUCUUCUCCACGGGCCUGGUGGUGAUGUUCCUGGCGCUUACCCUGUACACGGCCGGCUGCGAGCCGCUCUCGCCGCACUACAUCAUCAUGGUGAUCGUGAUCGGGAUGCCGGCGCCGUUCGUGCUGAGCUACGCGGCGCCGGCGGGCCGGCUGUGCCGCCGCCGGCCGCCGUCCCAGCUCACCGAGCCCGUCCAGGUGGUCAGCUCGCUCAGCUUCGUGCUGCUGCAGUGCGUUACCCUGCUGGGCGUCUACCACUACACGGCCGCCCAGCCCUGGUUCCGGCCGGCCUCGGUCACCACCACGCCCAUCACCACCUUCUACACGCUGAACAAGCUGCAGCCCACCUACGAGGCGUCGGCGCUGUUCGUCGCCAUGAACCUGGUGCUGAUCGGCUCGUGGGUCACCUUCUCCCCGGGCGGCCCGUACCGGAGGCCGUUCUACACCAACCGCCCGCUGCUGGUUCUGAUCGCCCUGGCACUGGUGACGUGCGGCUUCGUCAUGUUCUACCGCGGCGCCGCGUGGACCAGCUUCUUGCAGAUGAUGUACGCGCCGUACGCCGAGUACUACCUGGUGGUGGCUGCCUUCGUCACCUUCAUGGGGCUGCUGUCCUACAUCUGGGAGGCGUACGUGAUCCAGGGAUACCCGGGCAUUAAGGCGGCAGAAAUGCUGCACCGCCUCCGCCGCCACAAGCCGCCGUUCGAGGUGAUCGAGGAGGAACUGAAACGGAAGAAGAACUGGCCGCCUCUGAAGCAAAGCGAGGACAUCGCAGUGGACGAUCCCUGCACAGUGGCUGUGGAGGCGCCGUCGGCCCCCGAGAAGACGACUGGCGGCGGCGUCAGCACGACGGCGGAGGAGAUUUACGCCAGCGGCAUCCUGAAGAAGCCGUCGUUCCGGCUGGCCAGCCCGUGGAGGGCCGAGUCGGCGGCGGCGGCGGCCGGCCACAGCGGCUCCGAGCCCGCCAGCGACUCGUUCGGCACGUUCCGGCCGGGCAGCCGGCCGGCGCCGCCGUCCAGCACCGUCUCACACCGGCACAGCAUCAUCCUGGAGGAGGUGCCCAUGGUGCUGCCGCCCGCGCAGCCGGACAACGCCGACUCCGAGUGCUGAGCACACUCCGAGUGCGGAACCAUGAGUGCCGAGUCCUGAGUGGCGAGCUUUCUCGAAUGCCAAACAGCUCACGUGAGACAAACGGCGCAGCCCGCGAUGAGCUAAAACUCGUCAUAGUUCAAUCGUACAUAGGUGCCUUAUUAUGCUCGCCAACUUGUCGCUGCGCUCGCUGCGGCGUUAUUUUUAUCUUUUUAUCAAACUGAACGAAAAUGUACGGAUUGGAGCAUACUUUAUGCAUGCGUGGGAUAACCUUCACCGAAAGAUUUCAAGUGAUGACGUCUUUGGUUUGGUUCAGGAGGUAAUUUUCGGAGCUGCAUGCUCUCCUAACUCUCUUAGCCAGACCUGAAGCGAUAGCCUUCUUAAAGUGAUGGUCUGAAAUCUAAUGAAAGUGAGCUUAUGAGAAAGAAUUGUGUGUUGUGUGUAGAAUGAUGGUGCAAGCAGUUUCUUUUGUCUUUAAUCACAUAUGCAUUAAAAAUAUAUUUCCUUUGGUGAUAAUCUUAUUUCUU
Messenger RNA from Amphibalanus amphitrite, 4541 nucleotides. RefSeq names its product polyamine-transporting ATPase 13A3-like. Gene Ontology annotation, cellular component: membrane. The transcript has 23 exons. The record is from RefSeq and is a predicted model, not a curated record. Bases 289 to 4035 code for a protein of 1248 amino acids. Gene Ontology annotation, molecular function: polyamine transmembrane transporter activity; P-type transmembrane transporter activity; ATP hydrolysis activity. Gene Ontology annotation, biological process: intracellular calcium ion homeostasis; polyamine transmembrane transport. NCBI's taxonomy places the organism in Eukaryota, Metazoa, Arthropoda, Thecostraca, Balanomorpha, Balanidae.